UCAACAAACUUAAUGGACGGAGUGACGAGUGAGAUCUCAUUCAGAAACUCGCUGCAGGUAACAGCAGGCGAACGCUUCACCCUCAGACAGGUUCGUGCUGACGUUGCCCCAGUGAAACUGUGACAAGCCUAUGUGAUUAUGUCGUUAGCGGAAAGGACUUUUCCAUAAAUUCUGGUCACAGCUGAAACAUGUUCGGUUUUGGGAACCAGUUAAGCCCUGAACAGGCACGUCGAGCAGAACAGGAGAAGGUGAAUCACAUACAGCUAGAAGGAGGCAAGUCCAUGACACCAUGAGUCCUCCAGCUCUGCCCGUGGUCUUCUGCUGUUGCCACAGGAAAAUCUGGUUGCAUUCAGCAGCCCGAGGCAAACGCAUCUCUAUUUUCCACCCAAUUAUUAUCUGCCCCCGGAUGAUGCUAUGGAAGGACAAGCAUAAUGAAUAGAUACACUACCAUCAGACAGCUCGGGGAUGGCACCUACGGCUCAGUCAUCCUCGGCCGCAGUCUGGAGUCUGGAGAGCUUGUUGCCAUAAAGAAAAUGAAAAGAAAAUUCUAUUCCUGGGAAGAAUGCAUGAAUCUUCGUGAAGUCAAGUCCUUAAAGAAACUCAACCAUGCUAAUGUGAUCAAACUCAAGGAGGUAAUUCGAGAAAAUGAUCACUUGUACUUUAUAUUUGAGUACAUGAAGGAGAAUUUAUAUCAGCUAAUGAAAGACAGGACUCGGCUGUUUCCUGAAUCUGCUGUAAGAAAUAUCAUGUUUCAGAUACUACAGGGGCUUGCAUUCAUUCAUAAACAUGGGUUUUUUCACAGGGACAUGAAGCCUGAGAACCUUCUGUGCAUGGGCCCAGAGCUGGUGAAAAUAGCUGACUUUGGUCUUGCCCGAGAAAUCAGAUCUCGUCCACCGUACACAGACUAUGUCUCGACUAGAUGGUACAGAGCACCAGAGGUUCUCCUCAGAUCCACAUCCUACAGUUCCCCCAUAGACCAGUGGGCAGUUGGAUGCAUCAUGGCAGAGCUUUAUACCCUCAGGCCUCUUUUCCCAGGCUCCAGUGAAGUAGACACCAUAUUCAAGAUUUGCCAAGUCUUGGGUACACCAAAGAAGAACGACUGGCCGGAGGGAUACCAGCUGGCAAAUGCUAUGAAUUUCCGUUGGCCUCAGUGUAUUCCCAGUAAUCUUAAGACACUGAUCCCGAAUGCCAGUCCUGAAGCCAUCCAUCUGAUGACAGACCUGCUGCAGUGGGACCCCAAGAAGAGACCAGCUUCUGCCCAGGCUCUCAGGUACUCUUACUUCCAUGUCGGCCAGGCUUUGGGCACUCCUCAGCAGAUCCUGGAGCAGGGCAGACCUCAGCCAGGCAUUGUGCCACUGCAGGUUCCUUUACAGUCACAACCAAUGCUGCAGCAGCAGCAACCCCUGCUGCUUAAGCCUGUGCCCCCCUCCCAGCCUCCACCUCCCAACCAACACUGCUCCCCCUCCAGGCCUCUCCAGCAGAUCCAGCCCUCCUCCGCAGCCGCCCAGGCAGCAGGGUACCAACGGCACACAGAGCUGGUGCGAGAGCAGCAACCGAAGCACAUCCUGAAGCAGGAGCAGACCGAAGGAACACCACAGAGCACACAUCUUCCCUAUAUUGUUGACAAGACUCUGCAGAGCAAACAAGCAAGACAGGAGUCAGAAAAUGCAAACCUACUGAGCUAUCAGUUGAAACCCAAAGGAGGGCGGCGGCGUUGGGGCCACAGCACAGGACACCUUAAGGGUGAAGACUUGGACGACUAUGAAGAAACUGAUCUAGCAUCCAUCAGUAUUCUUGGAAAAAGUAGCUUCUCCACAGAGAAGUCGAGGCAGGGGGAAGAUACACGUGGCAGAUAUGGAAAUGUUUUGGAUUUCAGUCGAUCCAAAGGAAAAGAAGAUGCACCUUUAAACCUGAACAAGACCACAGCCUACGAAGAGCCAUCAAGAACUGCUUCUGCUAAACAGCAUUACCUGAGGCAGUCAAGAUAUUUACCUGGCAUUAGUACAAAGAAGAAUGUGGCCAUAAAUGCCAGUAAAGACUACAUUGGAAGCCAUCUUUGGGGCAACAGCAGUAUUCCAUUUGGAGGAACUCUGCCGAGCAGAGGCGCCCACGGUACAAAUACGAUCCCGGGUGGAUACAUGCCAUCAUUUUACAAAAAAGACCUUGGUUCUGCUGGUCACAGAAGGCAUCAGGGUCCUUCAAUGGAUUCAACACCAUCAAAUUAUGCAACGUGGCAGUCUGGUCGGAGUCAGAUGAACUCCUCUGCCAACAUGUCAUUGGCCAACAAGAGCACCCCCGGGCUGCUGCCUCGCCCACCAGUACAGACCAUCCACGGGCGAACAGACUGGUCUGCCAAAUACGGUCACCGCUAGUGCCCUCGCUGGAGCUCCGAUCUGCACCCUGGAAGAGAGAGAUCUGUGCUCCUGAGUGCUCUUCCACCUCCAAAGAGUAGGCCUAGUUGUUUUAUAAUUCAACUCUGUACAUACAUCUUAAACAGCAAUAAUUUUUUUUCAUUAUGUGUAUACUAUGGAUAUUGUGAGUUGUAAAAUAUUUAAGUGUAUGUGUAAAGCUAAAUGCUACCGGCCAAACUCUGAGCCCAGAUUUGCUCCUCAGUGUUUCUUUUUAUGUUUCUGUAACAUAACUACUGUCCCUGCACGGGAUGCACCUGGAACCGUCAGUUUUGUAUCAGAUUCAUCAUUGAAUGUUGUUCACCAACCUGCAUACAUAAUAUGCAUAUGAUAUUCUAUGUUCAUCACAACUUCACUGUGACUUCUUUUUGGCUAAUUACUUUUGCCUCUGUACAGUACAGUUCAUUUGUUUUAUAUUCCUGCUGUUUUUGUUUUCUGAUGGUGACAUUGCCAAUCAGGUAACUAUUAUUUGUGUAUUAUAUGUUUUAAUGAAAUUCAAGAAAUUGCUUUAAUUUCAUUGAAAUCAGUACGAUGCAAGUGGUUGCCACACUGUACAAAUCUGUUCUAGUCUCUGAGUUAAAAAGGUCCAGGCUGACAUGUUCAGUCGCCUUGGCCAACUUGAGUGUGAUUAUUGAAUUGCCAGUUAUUAAGUAUAAUUAAAGUUUGACUGGGUACCAAUAUG
Molecule: messenger RNA, 3090 nt
Organism: Scatophagus argus
Lineage: Eukaryota; Metazoa; Chordata; Actinopteri; Scatophagidae
Product: serine/threonine-protein kinase ICK-like
Exons: 14
Coding region: 432-2372 (646 amino acids)
Biological process (GO): intraciliary transport; intracellular signal transduction; cilium assembly
Cellular component (GO): cytoplasm; nucleus; cilium
Molecular function (GO): protein serine/threonine kinase activity; ATP binding
Source: RefSeq, a predicted model, not a curated record